AUGAGGAGCGGGCCCAUCUCCCUCGAGUAUAAGCAUUGGGUUUUUACUGUGGGAGUUGAUAAAUCAUGGAGGGAGAUCAACAACUCUUGUUCCAGCCCCUUCUACCCCUUUGAUAGCUAUCGCUUCCCUUACUAUCCCAAUACCAGUGUUUACAUUGACGGUGUUAUCUAUUCCUAUAAUUCGUUGACUAACCAUAUAGUAGCAUUUGAAGUUGGGUGCGAGAGUUUUUCUAUGAUGACUUUGCCGAGAUCGCUGUCAUAUUUUCUUCUCAAAGAGUCCGCAUUGCUAGAAGUUGGAGGUCGACUGGUUGUGGUUCGUGUUCGUGUUCCUGAACUAGGAGGAGAAAGCCUACGCCACAUGAAUGUUUGGACUUGGGAGAAAUCUAAGGAAUGUUGGGAGGAGAUUACUAUAACCAUUCCAUUGAAAUUGAGUAGAAUGAUUAACUACGCUAGAUUGUUGCGCUUUGCUACGAAUCAUGAUGGGGAGAUUGUGUUGUUAUGUAGAUAUGUUGAGAAAUUUUUCAUUUUGGUUUGUAACUUGAAAAGUGAGGUUUGGAGAAAAUUUGAUGUAAGUGGAAUUGAAGACUUUUCAAUCUUUAACUCUUGGAAAGUUGCUAUGCACAACGUUGUGGAACAUGUGUUUCCCCUGAAGUGA
This is a messenger RNA of Ipomoea triloba (trilobed morning glory), 654 nucleotides long. RefSeq names its product F-box protein At5g62510-like. Lineage: Eukaryota; Viridiplantae; Streptophyta; Magnoliopsida; Solanales; Convolvulaceae. The coding region runs from base 1 to 654 and encodes 217 amino acids. The transcript has a single exon. The record is from RefSeq and is a predicted model, not a curated record.